GAGACACACAUGUACUCCGUAUACUUGGAUAAUUUCUACUCUAAUUGCUACUGCUGGUUUUUGAAACAGUAUUCGAAAUGCACAAUUAAUCAAUAUUUGUUACAGUGAAUCCAGUGCCUCUAUUCCCCCAAAGCCGAGACGAUACAACCCGUGCAGAAAUUAGAACAAUGCCUGCCUUUCGAUACUCUGAAGCGGCGACGCCGUGUCCUGCAAACUGGAAGCACUCCAGGCCUUCGUUCGAUAUAUACGAUGACAACGACGACACUGUUCCGCUCGAAUUUACUACAGAUCUUCGUUCUGUUUCUACGUCAAUACAGCAGCAACCGCGAAGGGUAAAAAGGGCAGCAACAUUUAAAAUACAUGAAGACGGCCCCGGCGGUAAAGCUAGUGGACUUCCAACGGCGGCAUGGCGGAAGACCACGGUAGGGAGAGGCGGCUCUUCGAUGUUGAGUCAACCAGCUCAGAGAUUACCGACAAAGCAGAAGGUUAGGCUUGCCGUUAGCCAAUCACCAAGAGGCGAUGAAAAGAAAACGGGAGGAGAGCGGCAGUCCUUGGUGCCGAAACAGCAAGCUUCUUCUCAGGUUAAGAAGCCCGUCUCCCAUGACGGCCAAGAUAAGGAGGUGGGAAAAAUAGAUCCAUUGAAAAGAGAUCGGAGGAGACAGACGAUAUACAUACCACCUGAGGAUACAACUAUGCCAAGCAUGUUCAUGAGCAUCUUUAGCCCUUUGAAAGUGGACAUUGGCCAAGAAGACGAAGUCGAUGCCUUUGAGGCACGAAUUGCUAAGAGACGCAACCGAAAGAACUCGCCACCAAGAGAGCCUCAAAGAGCACCGUUGCAACAACCGUUGCACGUUGCGCAGGAAUCUGCCAUAAAGCAAGAUAUUGCAGGGUCAAACACUGGAAAAGAAAAUGUCCCUCCCGGGCUAUCACCGUGCGCCGAGUCCGGCUUCGAUGUUUUUGAUCUGUCGGACUUCAAACCACUUUCCGUUGAAAAGUUUGGAAAGAAGUCGCUAUCUAAUGUAACAGCGGGGAACCUAGAUCCACCCCCACAGAAGAAGGCAAUUGAGAGAGAUAACAGGGUCUUGCGACCAAGUUGCCCAAACAGUCCCAGAACUCAGAUAUCGACUGGAAAGGCUACAAAAUUGGGCGAUAAACCUUUCGAAGAGGUUCCCAAAAAACGAAACGGCAAGCAUAUGAGCGGUAUGGGUUCAGUGAGAAAGGCCUCGACCGAUCCGGGUAAAAUUUCAAGAAAAUCCUCUUCAAAACAACAAGUUAAGGAAAGGCCACCGGUAAAGAUUGCAGUCCCUCGCAUUUUGAGCUUGGAUAUUGCGCAAAAAUACCCAAUAAUUUCGGAGGACAUAUCAAAUCCAUAUAUGUAUGAGGAGAACUGGCUUGCUCAUCAGGAGAUCGUGCUCACCCAGCUCGCAAAUGCUCUUUUCGACUCGGGCCAUUGUGCUGCAAUUGCACAGGACGCUCAAAGCUUGCGCCAUGAACUUCUUGAACAUUAUCAGGAUGCGUAUUUUUCUUUGCUUUACAAACGCGUACAGGCUUCCUUGCUGUACGGAGCCCUGCGUAUUCCAAAGGAUAUCCUGAGCCGUGGGAAUCGCCUCAGAGAAGACAUAGGCAUGCGCCGGAAAUUUUUAAACCUCUGGCUUAGCACAUAUGAUUUAUCUGCUCUUCGAGCAGCUGCAGAGACGGUUAUAGGAAGAAGGAUCUCUAUUCCAGUCGACUCCCCAGCUCAACCGAAAGCAUCAUCACAGAAAAUACUCCGGCGAUCAAUGGAGAAAUUUCUAGACACGUUCCUUAUCAAGAACGAGGAUUCAAACCCCAUUGCACGGUCUGCGAAAUCUAAGGAGAACGAUGUGGAAGGGUCGCCCUUUUGCAAAACUUUGCUAAGGAGCAUUAUGAUUAUUCUACUCCUUGACAAGGCACGGAUUGCACCAGGGACUUAUUUGCCUCAAUGCCUGUUCGUUACUUCUUCAGAGUAUAAAUCAUCCGCGGCCUUGCUUCGGGCCCUGGGCAGCUUACUCCUUCCGACUGUGGGAGACAUUGGACGAGCACUAAGCCAUUUAGACUUCCAGGUCAGUUAUGAACAAUGCCGUCUUCAAGAACACCACUAUCGAAUUAAGAACCUUGCCGUUGAUCUUCGAGAUGGGAUCCUUCUGACCAGGCUGGUCGAGUUGCUGCUAUUCCAAUUAGCUUCGGGUUGGAGUCAACAACAGAAAUCAGAAAACACCACCACAGUUACCAUGCCGACAGGGCAGGUUUUGUCUUUAUUGCAAAGCGGAAACGAAUGGCCGUUAUCUCAACAUUUAAAAAUUCCCUGCGUCAGCAGAGCAUCGAAGAUUUUCAAUGUCCAGAUUGCUCUGAGCGCGCUCUCUGGAAUCCGCGGCGUAGGUGUCAUCGUGAAAGAUAUUCGCCCCGAAGAUAUUGUGGACGGAUAUCGUGAGAAAACGAUUGCGCUACUAUGGGGCCUUGUAGGUAAAUGGGGCCUGCACGGCCUUCUUGACUGGGAAGACUUGAAAAGGGAAAUAUCUCGCCUCAAGACGAAGCUCAGUCAAAUGCAACAUGAUAAUCACGCCACCAGAGAAGAGGAGCAAGAAGAAUUCGACAAUGAACACGAAAGGGAAACAUUUCUCUUAAGAAGUUGGGCAUCAUGUCUCGCAGGCCUCAAAGGGCUCCGCCUUGACAAUAUGACAACAAGUUUUGCCGAUGGGAAGAUAUUUGAAAGCAUUGUGGACGAGUAUGAAGUUCUUAUCAAUCAUGAGAGUACCAUGGCAGAAGAUAUGGUCGAAGGACAGGAAGGCCAGAAAUUCUCUUUGGCACAGAGACUUCAUAGAUUGGGCUGCAGUGCCCAGUUUGCGUCUCUGGUAGCUCCUUCAGAUUUCUCGCCAAUGCAUGUAUUCGAUAAGGAUUUCACGCUUGGAGCCCUGGCAUUUCUAUGCUCUCGCUUUCUAUCUGCGUCGAAACGCGUUAGAGCAACUCUUGUCAUUCAGUCUGCUUGGAGAAGUGUACUGAGCCAGCGAAAGAACUGA
Molecule: messenger RNA, 3035 nt
Organism: Coccidioides immitis RS
Lineage: Eukaryota; Fungi; Ascomycota; Eurotiomycetes; Onygenales; Onygenaceae
Product: calmodulin-binding protein Sha1
Exons: 3
Coding region: 168-3035 (955 amino acids)
Biological process (GO): establishment of meiotic spindle localization; mitotic cell cycle; spindle organization
Cellular component (GO): spindle pole
Molecular function (GO): protein binding
Source: RefSeq, a predicted model, not a curated record